AAGCUCUCCACCGUGGAUAACCUGAAAAUCGACAGAAAUUCAUUUGACUGAGUCAGCAGUGAGAUUAAUGGUGUUGGAAACUUUUCGAUUGAAUGCAGGAUCCCGAAAACAAGGGAAAAAACAAAAUAACCUUUUCUAUUUCUGUGAUAAAUAGAACAAAGUUUUGAAGCCAAUACAUGGAGCAAGCUUCAAACCAAAGCAGCCAAGAGACAUUUGUAUGGCAUAAGGAUGGUUAUCUAGCCUAUGGCAUUGUCAUGUUCUGCAUCUUAACCAUUGGCUUUGUUGGCAAUAUUUUAGCUCUUCUUGUAUUGUACCAAAGACAACAUCGAAAUCGAAGUAUAACCCCCUUAAUGGUCAACCUUGCAUUGGCAGAUAUCUUUAUCAUUGUGUUUGGAUAUCCGAUGGCAAUCCAAACUAAUCUCCGUGGGAAGCUUCUGGAUAGCAAAACUUGUGUUUGGUCUGCAUUUGUAAACGGCGCUGUUGGUAUAGCGUCUAUUAUCACACUAACUGAAAUGGUUCUAGUAUCCUACCUCGGUUUGAAGGAAGUACGUCCUAAUAAACGAUUAACAGGGAGGCAAAUCGCAAGUUUGAUUUCCAUGGCAUGGAUUUACGGAGGUCUCUGCAUGCUUCCUCCUCUGUUGGGGUGGAAUCGGUUUGUUCUUAACGCUUCUAAAGUAAGUUGCUGUCCUGACUGGUCUGGGAAGUCAGUUGCCGAUACAACUUACAAUAUCUUACUGGUUACGAUGGGUUUCUUCAUUCCUCUUUCUGUAAUGGCAGCCUGUUACUACAGAAUUUACAGAAUCGUUCAUCAAGCCGUUGUUCCAGGAAACAUUGCAGUUCAACUGAGACAACGGAACUCCGAACUAAAAAUAGUGCGCAUGACAGCAUUGGCCGUGUCUGCUUUCGUACUUAGUUGGUCACCUUAUUGUUUCGUCAGCCUCACUGCAGUAUUUACCCAUAAACCUGUUUUAGCAUCGGGGGAAGCGGAAGUUCCCGAGUUGUUAGCCAAAGCAUCCGUGAUCUACAACCCGAUCGUGUAUACUAUCAUGAACAGUAGAUUUCGAGCAACACUUCUCCAUGUGCUGCGCUUGCGCAGGCGUGCAAGUCUAGAUAAUCGCUUCAUGGUUUUACCGGUUCGUGAACGAAGUCAGCACGACCUUCAAAACGGUCCACUAGUUUCUCACAAUCACGGCAAUAUGGAAACUGAUGAGAACAACAAAGAGGUGUACAAAGGACAAAGACACCUGCAAGUAACUUCCGCAUUUGAAACAAGGGUUCAAAGAACUUUCAUUGUUGAACAAAUGUAGAGAAACAAUGACGUUACCAACAGCAGAAAAUCAGUCAAGUGCACUGUAUCGCUACCAGGCGGCAGCUACAUUUCUAUUUGGUGCACAGAGAAACUUUUACAAACUCUUAUAUGUUGAAUACUGAUAUAGGCGGUAAACAGCACUCACUGUUUAAGAAGACUCAUCCAAAAUAUGAUGAGAUAUAUUACUACGUUAAUGCAAUAGACGCAACGCAAAGCAGAAAUAUCCAAACAAAAAUAAAGAAAAGCCUCACUUAAGGAAUUAUGCCGAAUUGAUGAUCUAAUACUAGAUUCUCAUAAAUGAUGCUAUGAUAAGUAUAUGAUACUCAGUAAGGAAAGUUUACAUUAGACAACGAGAUUCAUUUUUGGUGCCACGGCAUCGGAAGAUUGAAACCCCUGUCACCAUACUCGCAGGGAAGCUGUUAGAUUCCACGUGGGAGGAAAAGAUUGUUACAUUUGCUGCUCCACCAUCGGACGUAUCCAUAACUGCAGCACCACACGUAACAAAUAUAGAUCCAUCUAUAUACCAGAAACUAUUUCGGCCAGUAAACUUCGAUUUGGAUGCCGAGAGUUUCAAUUUCUGGCAAAGAUACUGUGUAUCAUAGUUGACAAUUAACUUCAACGAUUAACAUUACACGGAAGUCUCAGAAAGGUGGGCUUAUUGUCCGAAAUUAAUUAAAGUUGUUACAAUUUGAAGAAGUCAGUACCCCACGAGAAAUCAGAUAAGUUACAAGAAAAGAGAAAAAAACCACUUAUAUCUAUCAGUAACUUUGGGUUUUAAUUAUUGGCAACACACUAGCAUGAAAUAACAAUAUCAAUAAUAAGAAAACUUGAAAGGUUCUGGUACUUUAAAUCAUAGCUAGGAUACUAUCAUGCACUUGCCCUUAAAUUGAACUCUGUUCUGUUUAAGUUGUCUCUGAUUACUGUUCCUGAAAUCUAUUAUGGUGACAUUCUAUCUCUAUUGACCUUUCUGUUAAAUAGAAACCUCCAGGUCAAAUUGUAAAUCUUAUUAUGUAAUGUUAUUUCAGAGUACUGUGUUCUGAUCUUGUUGUGCACCUAUACGUAAUGCUUUUUUCCCAAAAUUCUUCCAUUUGCAACCCCACAUCCACCUACCUCAACUAAAUUUUUCUGUGUUCUUUACUGAAAAUAGAGUCCCACAAAACAAAAUACAAUAAUUAUAGUAAAUUUUUGCUCUCAACCAACUGAAAAUAGAACUUAUAGGACAAUAGAAACCUACGCUCAGCAUUGUACCGUAUGAACUUCGUAUAUUCAUCAUAGCUCAGCAUUGUGUUACUCUACACAUAUAUACUGUCUAAAAUUGGUCAUACAUUCAGACCAAAUCAAGCUUCCAUUGGCUUCUAGUGUAGAUUACAUCAUUUCCCGACGUCCUGACCCUUCUGGAAAGUUUUAUCCUCGUGUACUGGUACAC
Molecule: messenger RNA, 2735 nt
Organism: Stylophora pistillata
Lineage: Eukaryota; Metazoa; Cnidaria; Anthozoa; Scleractinia; Pocilloporidae
Product: rhodopsin
Biological process (GO): G protein-coupled receptor signaling pathway
Cellular component (GO): membrane
Molecular function (GO): G protein-coupled receptor activity
Source: RefSeq, a predicted model, not a curated record